AUGGGCAUCUUCCAGCUGGAAGACUUUGCGGCGGGCUGGAUCGGAGGUGCAGCCAGUGUCAUCAUCGGCCACCCCCUGGACACGGUCAAGGCUCGCCUGCAGGCCGGUGUGGGCUAUGGGAACACGCUCAACUGCAUCCGCACUGUGUACACGAGGGAGAGUGUGUUUGGCUUCUUCAAGGGCAUGUCCUUCCCCCUUGCCAGCAUCGCUGUCUACAACUCAGUGGUGUUCGGGGUCUUCAGUAACACAGAGAGGUUCCUCAGCCAGCACCACAGCAGGGAGCCUGAGGCCAGUUCAACCCGUGCCCUGUCUGACCUGAUUCUGGCCAGCUCUGUGGCCGGCGUGGUCUCUGUUGGGCUGGGCACACCCGUGGACUUAAUCAAGAUUCGUCUGCAGAUGCAAACACAGCCGUUUCGGGGAGCCAGCCUCGGUUUGAGUUCCAGGGCAGCAGCUCUCGGGGAGCAGCCAGCCUACCAGGGGCCUGUGCACUGCAUUGCAACCAUCGUGCGCACCGAGGGCCUGGCAGGAAUGUACCGGGGUGCCAGUGCCAUGCUGCUGAGGGAUAUCCCAGGCUAUUGCCUCUACUUCAUCCCCUACGUGUUCCUGAAUGAGCUGAUCACACCCGAGGCCUGUGCAGGCCCCAGCCCCUGUGCCGUGUGGCUGGCAGGCGGCAUGGCAGGAGCAAUUUCUUGGGCGGCAUCAACUCCUAUGGAUGUCAUGAAAAGUCGACUCCAAGCUGACGGGGUUUAUUUAAACAAAUACAAAGGUGUCCUGGACUGUAUCUCCCAGAGUUACCAGAAAGAAGGUCUUAAAGUGUUUUUCAGGGGCAUCACGGUAAACACUGUCCGGGGAUUCCCUAUGAGCGCAGCCAUGUUCCUGGGAUACGAGCUCUCGCUGCAGGCCUUGCGCAGGGAUCACGCGGUGACAAGCCCGUGA
Messenger RNA from Condylura cristata (star-nosed mole), 936 nucleotides. RefSeq names its product solute carrier family 25, member 48 (gene SLC25A48). Lineage: Eukaryota; Metazoa; Chordata; Mammalia; Eulipotyphla; Talpidae. The coding region runs from base 1 to 936 and encodes 311 amino acids. Gene Ontology annotation, cellular component: mitochondrion. The transcript has 7 exons. The record is from RefSeq and is a predicted model, not a curated record. Gene Ontology annotation, molecular function: transmembrane transporter activity. Gene Ontology annotation, biological process: transmembrane transport.